Vigna unguiculata (cowpea) is the source of this 591-nucleotide messenger RNA. RefSeq lists its product as uncharacterized. Gene Ontology annotation, biological process: translation. The record is from RefSeq and is a predicted model, not a curated record. NCBI's taxonomy places the organism in Eukaryota, Viridiplantae, Streptophyta, Magnoliopsida, Fabales, Fabaceae. Gene Ontology annotation, cellular component: large ribosomal subunit; ribosome. Gene Ontology annotation, molecular function: structural constituent of ribosome.
CGCAAUUGUUAACCAGUGAUAGCUUUUUCAAGAGUGAAGAAUGGGUGACAAGAAGAAGAAGGCUCAGAUGUUUGUGAAACUAGUGUCUGCUGCCGGGACUGGAUUUUUCUAUGUGAAGAGGAAGCCGAGGCAGUUCACAGAGAAGCUUGAGUUUCGAAAAUUUGAUCCUAGGGUUAAUCGUCAUGUUCUGUUCACAGAGGCUAAGAUGAAGUGAUUGGGUAUCUUUUAUUGGCUUCAUUUCCCUUGUUACUGGAUCAUUCUUAUACUUCUCUGAAAGGGUUUUCCAAGCUGGUGUUAAUUUUGAAUCGUACAUAUCUUUUCACUGUGUCUGGAUGUUAUAUUUUCUUACUUCUUUCUGCUGUGAGAUUUGUCCCUUUGGCUAUGUGACUAUUAUUCCUUCUUCUUUUUUUUCUUUCUUGUUUAUGGAGAAGUUGAUCUUAUUUUUCUUUUUUUUUCUUCUCUGUACCUAGAGAAGUCUUCCUAGAGAACCUGAUCAUUCGUUCAGGUCUUAGAGAAUUUUCAGUCUAUUUUUGUGCUUGGUUCUAGUUUCAAAUCAGAUAAUAUGAACAGAAUUAGUAGUGAUUGAAUGUU